CAUCAGUACUCUGUCAAGUGGAGCCUGUGGGAAGAUGGUUUGAAGCGUUUAUUAAGAGGAGAAACAUAAAUGUUUCUGCCUCGUUCCAGGAGCUUGAAGAUGAGAAGGAACUUUCUGAAGAAUCAGGGGAUGAAGAAUUGCAGCUUGAAGAAUUUCCUAUGUUAAAAACCCUUGAUCCGAAGGACUGGAAGAAUCAAGACCAUUAUGCAGUCCUUGGGCUGGGAAAUAUACGAUACAGGGCUACUCAGAAACAAAUCAAAGCAGCUCAUAAAUCCAUGGUUUUGAAACAUCAUCCAGACAAGCGAAAAGCUGCAGGGGAACAGAUAGGAGAAGGUGAUAAUGAUUACUUUACAUGCAUAACUAAAGCUUAUGAAAUAUUAUCUGACCCUGUAAAACGACGAGCAUUUAACAGCAUAGACCCUACUUUUGAUAACUCUGUACCUUCCAAAAGUGAAGCAAAAGAAAACUUCUUUGAAGUUUUUUCACCGGUUUUUGAAAGAAACGCCAGGUGGUCAAAUAAGAAAAAUGUUCCUAAACUUGGGGACAUGAACUCAUCAUUUGAAGAGGUAGAUGCAUUCUAUUCAUUUUGGUAAGUUAGCUGAUACCU
This is a messenger RNA of Eurypyga helias (sunbittern), 607 nucleotides long. RefSeq names its product dnaJ homolog subfamily C member 2-like. Lineage: Eukaryota; Metazoa; Chordata; Aves; Eurypygiformes; Eurypygidae. Gene Ontology annotation, biological process: regulation of translational fidelity; 'de novo' cotranslational protein folding. The annotation marks the transcript as partial. Gene Ontology annotation, cellular component: cytosol. The record is from RefSeq and is a predicted model, not a curated record. Gene Ontology annotation, molecular function: ribosome binding; Hsp70 protein binding. The transcript has 5 exons.